GGGCCACUCUGAACCUUUUUUGGCCUGGCCCCAUCAUUUUAUAGCAUCGUACCGGAAUCGACGGCGCAUGGCCCGUAUCCGUCAUGAGCGGUGCAAAGAGCGGUAGCUCCGCUCGGGCGAGCUCUUCGUCCUCCUCUCCUCCGACCAAACCUCCCCAAGACGGCCGACCUCGGGUCUCACGCACUCCGCCCGCCCUGCUCUUCCCGCCCGCUCCCCCGCCCCUCCACAUCACCGUCCGCUUCAGCAUCGCCCUGCCCGACAUACAACUCGAAAUCCCUUCGCCGCAACAGACGACCGUGGUUGCGCUCAAACAUCUCAUCCGCCGCCGCCUGGCCGCCGACGCCGACGCCGAAGCGGAAGCGGAAGCGAGCGACAAGGAGGACGACGGCGAUGCGCCAGGCGCGCAAACCCCCUCCCCGGCAGCGCAGGCCUCCCGCGCCCGCCUCCGCUUCAUCCACAACGGCCGCAUUCUCCCGGACCCCGCCGUCCUCAGCGCCGUCCUCAAGGCGCCCCCGCCACCACCGCUCUCCCACCAUCCCGACCCCAAGGGCAAGUCCCCGGCAGGCGCCCACCACCAACAGCAGCGCGUCUUUAUCAACUGCAGCAUCGGCGAUCCCCUCCCGGAAGUCGACAUCGCCGCCGAGGCCGAGGCCGCGACCGCCCCGGGGAUCACCACCACCACCACCACCACCACCACCACCACCACGCCGAAGCUCUCGGUGACGACCACCGGCCUCGACCGCCACCCCCAGCACGAGCAGCAGAACCCCUCGGAAGCCGGCGAGUCGGGGUCGGGGUCGGGGUUGAGAUCGAGGCCGAGACCGCAGCAGCAGCAGCAGCAGCCGGCGGGCUUCGACCGCCUCCUCCAGGCCGGCCUCACCCCGGCCGAGAUCGCCACCCUCCGCUCCCACUUCCGCGCCAUCCACACCGCCCGCUUCACCCCGGACACCAUGCCCUCCCCCGACACCCUCCGCUCCAUGGAGGACGCCUGGCUGGACGGCGGCGGGUUCCAGCGGCUGCCACCAACCGCCGAUUCGUCCAAUGGCUAUUAUUACGGUGGUGGUGGUGGUGGUGGUGGUGGUGGUGGUGGGGAAGCGGGCGAGGGCGGGGAUGCCGACGGGGUGGAGGACGCGUUUGCGGUGAGCGCCGUCGCCGGGCCCCUGAUCCAGGGGAUGCUGAUCGGGUUCAUGUUCCCCCUGGGGGUCAUCGGCUGGCUUGGCAAGGAGGACGGUCUGUGGUCGGAGUCGAUGCAGGCCUUUGUCAUCCUGGGCGUCUUGCUGAGCGUCUCGGUCGGGCUGGUGAGGGCGUUGACGGGCGAGGGGUGAGAAGAGCUGCCGCACACGUACGUUGGUUGCUUGCCUGCCGGUCUCCUGAAGCGCAUUUAAUUACCGUUGUGGUAUGAUGUGGGCCAGAAGAAAAGGUGGAAAAACAAAUGUAAUAAACAGGUGGGUGUUUGCUGU
Molecule: messenger RNA, 1460 nt
Organism: Thermothelomyces thermophilus ATCC 42464
Lineage: Eukaryota; Fungi; Ascomycota; Sordariomycetes; Sordariales; Chaetomiaceae
Exons: 1
Coding region: 84-1325 (413 amino acids)
Biological process (GO): protein processing
Cellular component (GO): Dsc E3 ubiquitin ligase complex; endoplasmic reticulum
Source: RefSeq, a predicted model, not a curated record